UGUGGGUGGGACGGGAUGAACAUCAGCGCUACCGAGGCGGGGUCGUGGGUACCCGGCCCGGCGCUGAGUCGCCCGGCGCAGCCUGAGCCCGGCGGCGAGUAGCGGGGCCUGCUGAAGGCCCACGGCUGCCGGGAUGAGUAAACAAGAAGAGGCGGAUCGGACGAUAUUUGUGGGGAAUCUGGACAGCGGCACCCGGGAGGAGAUCCUGUACGAGCUCUUCCUGCAGGCUGGUCCAUUAACCAAGGUACACAUUGCAAAGGACAAGGAUGGCAGACAGAAGACCUAUGGGUUUGUCUGCUUCAAGCACACAGAGUCCGUGCCGUACGCCAUCACCUUGUUAAAUGGGAUCCGGUUAUAUGGCAGGCCGCUGAAUCUACAGUAUCGAUCUGGAAGUUCCCACACAGCAGACGCCAGUGUGCCAUACCCAGGAGCAGACAGCACACUUUGUCGGACACCACAAGACAACUGCAGAGAAAAUGCAGUACAGGCAGAAAAUAAGGUGCAAGGUCAUAACGAGUGGAUUGUGAGGAGCCCUCAAUUCCCAGAUGGACCAAGUUCUUCGCUGUUUCUCACACCACCAUACUCCAUGAGCAACAGCUUCAACAACCCUGACCCCUACUAUUGGCAAGCUAUGAUGAAUUCCUACGCACUGCAGCAGUAUCACCUCCAUUCCCAGAUACUUCAACAACAGCAAGGAUACUACCAGCCGUUUUCCCAGCAGGUCAGAGCACCGAUGCCCCCGAUCCCCUACUACGGCCAGCCACAGAGCUUCACGGCCAGGCCCGGCCCUCCUGUGCAGGACAGCUGGCCAUCACAGGACCCCGACCACGGGAGCGGCCGCGACAGUGCAGGAGGCAAGAGUGUGGGUUCGGACUCCGACAGUGACAGCAGAGGCCAAGCGUUCCAGAGCUUUGGCAAGCAUGUGUACAGGAAGCACAAAUCCAAAAAGAAGAAAUACUGACAGUGGGAGAAGGGCUGGUCUCGGAGGAGACAUUUAAGCAAUCCAGCUGCUUCAACAGACACUGACUUAAGCUAAACACUCUGAUGUUGUUGGACUAGGUUGCAUUGGUUGUAUGGAACUGUACAAAAGUCUUAGGCACCUAUGUAUAGCUAGGGUUCCUAAAACUUUCAAACAGUUCUGUACGAAGGCAGGGUUAAUUUGGCAAAGGAGAGUGAGCAUCACUCACACACGGACAGCCACAGUGUUGUUACUGGCUUGAAGGGAAGUGUGGGAAUCAUCUGGUUGGCCAGGCCACUUAUAUGGUUGAAAUCACAUCUCUCCAGUCUUGGAGCGCAGCUAGAAAUAUAUAUUGGAGCUGCAGCCUGCUGUUGUUACUACGACUACAUUCAUGAGAGAGAUUUGAAUGAAUGAAUUUAAGAGCAAGAUACACAAAAUGCUGGAGGAACUCAGCAGGUCAGGUAGCAUCGAUGGAAAUGAAUAAGCCUUUCAAGGUCGACACCCUUCAUCAGGACUCAUGAAGUCUCAGCCUAAAACGUCGACUGUUUAUUAAUUUCCAUAGAUGCUGCCUGACCUCCUGAGUUUCUCCAGCACUGUGUGUGUUACACUCUGGAUUUCCAGCAUCUGCAGUAUCUCUUGUGUUUAAGAGCGAUGCCCGAGCAGUGUAUUAUAGAUCUCGCUGUUGCAUUAGUCCAGGGUGUGAUAUUCCUUCUGGUGGGACUAAAUGAGUGUAACCAGCCCUUGCACUUGGCCAAGCAGAGGGGUAAAAAGGCACCCAUUUUGUGCAAUUGGUACUGUACAUUUGAAAGCACUGUGUACUGUGUCCCUGUCUGUCCCUGAUUCUCAGUACCUCCAUACUGCAAACACCGAACUGCCGGGUUUACUCAUUAAAUCUGAAUUAGCUGCAUGUUUGUCACCUUCAGAAAUUAAAUAUUAUUGCUCUCAGAUCAGUCCUCAUGUUUUAAAAAGGUGCUAAUGUUCCUUGUACAUUGAAAGCCCCAGACAGAGCAGAUGUGGAGAGGAUGUUUCCUAUGAUGGGGAGUCUAGGACCAGAGGGCACAGCCUCAGAACAGAGGGAUGUCCAUUUAGAACAGAGAUGAGGAGGAAUUUCUUUAUCCAGAGGGUGGUGUAUUCACUGACACAGGUGGCUGUGGAAGCCAAGUCCCUGGGUAUAGGUUCCUGAUUAGUCAGGGUGUCAAAGGUUAUGGUGAGAAAGCUGCAAAAUGAGGUUGGAGGGGGAUAAUAAAUCAGCCAUGAGGGAAUGCCAGGGCAGAUGUGAUGGGCUGAAUGGUCAAAUUCUGCUCCUCUGUCUUAUGGUAUUGAUGAAGAGCACUUCCUUAUUCAACUAAUUGUCAUUCAACCAUACAUGAAUACAGCCAAAUGAAACUGUGUUUCUCUGGAGCCAAGGCGCAAAUCACAGUACCAACAGCACACAGCACAUAUAAUUAUGAUAGCAGAAAACCGUGCAGUCAAAAAAAUUAACGUCAGCCCAAGUCUGAGAGUGACAUGGCCGUAAAAUGUUGAUACAUGGGAUGUUGCCGCGGUUCAGCCUGUUCUUCCACUAAAUGACCUCCAGAGGGCAGCACCAAGCAGACACUUGAUUGUCCAUUGAGGUGUAAUCCAGCCAUUUGCCCAAAACUGAAGGAGGGCAUGAUGAAAGGCCACAGCUCAGCAUCCUCCCACUGGUCACUUUGCUUCACAGCACCCUCUUCACCAAUUUGAAGAGGAACACCAAGUCCCCAACCUGACGAUGUGAACAUCAAUUUCUCCAGCUUCCAGUAACCACUCUGCUCUGUUCUCCCCCACCCCCCUUAUCCCUUAACACGCUGACCCCACCCUCUCGAUCUGCCCAUCAACCACACUCCAGUUCCCCUCCUUACCUUUCUUUCUUUAUUAAUCUUUUUGUUGAUUUAAAAGGAGCAUAAAUAC
This is a messenger RNA of Mobula hypostoma (lesser devil ray), 2887 nucleotides long. RefSeq names its product splicing regulator RBM11-like. Gene Ontology annotation, molecular function: single-stranded RNA binding. The transcript has 6 exons. Gene Ontology annotation, cellular component: nucleus. The record is from RefSeq and is a predicted model, not a curated record. Lineage: Eukaryota; Metazoa; Chordata; Chondrichthyes; Myliobatiformes; Myliobatidae. Bases 134 to 961 code for a protein of 275 amino acids. Gene Ontology annotation, biological process: regulation of alternative mRNA splicing, via spliceosome.